ACGGUCUACUUCCUCGACACCCUCAAAAGGAGCACAUCUCCCGAUACACAUCAUCCCCACCACCUAAAGCCAUCUCUUGUUCUGUGUUCGUGAUGAGGAAGUUCUCGGGACAUUAGAUUGGCUCUCCCCACAGCAAGCUUCUCAUAACUGGGAAAUCGAGAAAAGACACAGCACUCUUGUUCUCCUCUCAAGCAUGGGGUGCUUUCUUGCCUGCUUCGGAGAUGUCAAGGAUCGAAAGCGGCGUCGAUCGCCUAAGAAGUCGCUUCCGCUUGAGAGGGUGCACGAAAGGUACAGACUUUUGCGUUCGAAUGUUUCCCGGAAGCAGAUCACGCCGAUGCCACUCAUGCCGAAGGUUUCGCCGCCGAAUCUUCCGGUGGAUACAGUAACUGACACUCUUCUGCAGCUGAAGUGCCACGAUUUAAUCCAGGAGAAUCUUGCGCAGGGGAGCUUCAGGCGAACCAGGAAGAAGGUUACGUUCGAUUUGAACGUCCAAACGCAUGAGUAUGUAUUAGGCGAUGAAGGUCCUAAGUGUCCAUCGGAAGAUGACGAAGCGACCGAAGUUAUAGACGAGGAGAGGAAGCCACAUAAAGGGCAAGAUACAUCUUUUACCAAGUUUGGAUCUUUCCCCUCUAACCAUAGGUAUCAGAACUGUGGAAGCAGCGAUGAUGACGAAGGCGUCAGCGAAGAAGAUGAAGAGGACUACGAGGAUAGUGAUAUCGAUGAGGAAGAGGAUAACGAGGAUGGAGAUGAGGAAGGGUCAUAUGAUUUCCUCUUUUCUUUGGCAAACGAUGAUGAGCCGCAAGGUGUUCAAGAAGCUAAUAGCCCCUCCUCCUCCCCUGAUAGGCGGCCGAUCCUUUUGGCAAGAGGCAACACACGCGAUAGGAGACAGUAUGUGCACUCAGUACUGAACCCUGUAGAAAACGUGUCGCAGUGGAAGGAAGUCAAGGUACGUGCGGCACCAGCGAAGAAGAAUUCCACGAAAGAAAACGUUGGCGCAGAGAAGGAGAACCAAAUGGAGCCCAUGGUCAAAGUCAAGAAGCCUACUAAACAGGAGGUCUCAGUGGAAGCCAGCCUCUCGAGCUGGUUGUCCUGGUCGGAGAAUUCGACUGUGGAAGGGCCUGAGUUGAGCAAUUCACGUGAUCGGCCGAACUACUCAUGGUUUAGCCAAGAGGAACGACGGCCUGUUUUGGGCGACGUUAAGCAAGCAUCAGUUGCAUCUUCGCCUGGGAGGUUCCCCAGCAGGAGCACGGAGGAGAUUCCAAUCUUGGGUACUGUGGCUGUGUACCGGACCUGCAAGAACCACGGAGAUGAGCACACAGGCAUUCAAAAUACCAUCAGCAAGUACGGAGAGAUAUACUGAAUGACAUAGCACAUGAAUCUUAUCGAAGGUGUGGGAGCACUCGUAUCUUUGUUUGGCUGUCGUAGGAUAAGACACUGAACUGGCACUUUCACUCCUUUCCAAGUGAUCCUGGAGAGGGCUCUACAAAAUGGUGUGCUGCAUGAAUACUUUCCAGUAGGAUUUCAAAUUCCCAGUUUCACUGCUCUGAUUCCUGUCAUAUCUUUCUCUUUCUUUGUUGUGUUUUUU
This is a messenger RNA of Musa acuminata subsp. malaccensis (wild Malaysian banana), 1585 nucleotides long. Its product is annotated as protein bfr2-like. Gene Ontology annotation, biological process: male meiosis II. NCBI's taxonomy places the organism in Eukaryota, Viridiplantae, Streptophyta, Magnoliopsida, Zingiberales, Musaceae. The record is from RefSeq and is a predicted model, not a curated record.